CCGAAAUCAGGGGGCAGGAAUAAAUUCUUUGCACAUUGCAUUGCACAUUAAAUAAUUUUAACGGAAAAAAUAAUCAUGUUCACAGUUUACAGCAUGACGUCGCCUGUGGAAGUUCGCUUUUCGAACUGGAUUGUUUUGGCGGUAGCAAUUCUGUCUGUUUUUGGGGGUGUUGAGGCCAAGGAUGAUGCCUCAGUGCCUCGGCUUAUCACACUUCAAGCCGGCAGUCCCGCUCCAGCUCCUCCGCCUCAGGAAGUAAUCAUAGAAGAGGACUACGAUCACCAUCAUCAUCAUCCGCCGGCUUAUCCACAGAGUUAUCCAUAUCCGCAGCCUCAGCCGCAGCACUGUCAUUGUCCACCAGGACCUCCUGGACCUCCUGGUCCUCCGGGACAACCGGGACAGAAGGGCUAUCCUGGAACAAAGGGAUCCAAGGGAGAUACAGGAGAGAAGGGACCUCGGGGAGAUAAGGGCUACCCUGGAAUGCCAGGAUUGCCUGGUCCCCAAGGUCCACCUGGAUAUCCUGGAGGUUCGUACCCGCCAUAUCCGUAUCCCCCGCCUCCACCUCCUCCCCCGUCAUCUGGCCACGGACAUGGAGGCCAUGGAGGUGGCCCAGGUGGACAUCAUAGGUACUACGAUCAGUACUAUGAUGAGGAGGACAAUGAAUACGGCAAUGAGCGGGCCUUCAGUCUCAUUGAAGACGAUCAGUUUAGAAAUCAACCAUUCGUCCUAGCCUUUAGUCAGCACAGAAAUCCGUUGACAACAAGAUUGAAUAAAAGACGCAACUAAAAAUAAAACUAUUGAUAAACAAA
Molecule: messenger RNA, 806 nt
Organism: Drosophila takahashii
Lineage: Eukaryota; Metazoa; Arthropoda; Insecta; Diptera; Drosophilidae
Product: putative cuticle collagen 80
Source: RefSeq, a predicted model, not a curated record